AAAGCGUCGGAGAGCGCUAGAAAAUCGGGAGAACCAUUCAGACCGUGCAUUCAUCGGCCUACGUCCACUUCCCCCAUCAUGGCGCACGAACCGACAUACGAGGACUACGUUGAGAGGAUCCACUACUCAGAGAAAUACAGCGACGACAAAUGGGAAUAUCGCCACGUCAUCCUUCCCAAGCCCCUCCUGAAGAUGAUUCCGAAAUCAUUCUUUGACCCCGAAGAGCCUGGGGUUCUGCGUAUACUGAGCGACUCGGAAUGGCGUGGCAUUGGGAUCACGCAGAGCUUGGGGUGGGAGCAUUAUGAGGUGCAUGCGCCUGAGCCGCAUAUCUUGUUGUUCAGGAGAGAGAAGGACUUUCAAGAAAAGUACAAUGCUCAGCAGGCUGCGCAGGGGAGGAAGUGAAGAGGGGCAGGGAAACAUGAGGGUUAGCAGCGAGAGGAGGGCUCUUGCCCAGAUGCUCAAAGCGAGUGGCGAGAAAGCACAAAGAAUGUCAGCUCAGCGACGGCUAGAGGCUUGGGCUUCUCUGUGCGCAUCCUACCAGAGUCAGGAGUGUCUUGCAGGCGACAAAGCAGAAUCAAAGAAGAACAAUCAGUGGCUCGGACUCACUACGGGGCCAAUGUACACAUGAGGAAGAACCGCACGGCCAGCGAGACCGAAGACGACGGGAUAGUGGCAUUCAUUCGGGCUCACACUCUGCCGGACAAGGACACAUACGGUCAGGCAGUUGCGAACACUCUGCUGUUGUCGGCGCCAAGGACUUGCGCCGUCUCUCUUAUCUCACACUCUCUUUUGCUCGGCCUUCAAGCAGCUUGCAAACAAUGUCAUCGCAGUACACGAGUC
Molecule: messenger RNA, 840 nt
Organism: Jaminaea rosea
Lineage: Eukaryota; Fungi; Basidiomycota; Exobasidiomycetes; Microstromatales
Product: putative CKS1-cyclin-dependent kinases regulatory subunit
Exons: 2
Coding region: 79-402 (107 amino acids)
Biological process (GO): regulation of mitotic cell cycle
Cellular component (GO): SCF ubiquitin ligase complex; cyclin-dependent protein kinase holoenzyme complex
Molecular function (GO): protein kinase binding; cyclin-dependent protein serine/threonine kinase activator activity; ubiquitin binding
Source: RefSeq, a predicted model, not a curated record